GCGGAGCGGGCCGGCCCGGGGAUUCCCUCCCCCGCCGCCGAGGUCGCCAUCUUCACCCCCGAGCUCGCCUCGGACGCUGCCGGCCGGGCUCCCGGGGAGCCGCCGGGAGCCUGCGCCGCGCCUUCCCGCUGCAUGUGACGGGCGGGCGGUAGCGGCCUCCUCCGCGGAUCUCGGCUGCGUCCUCCUCCGCCCCCGGCGCGGCGGGGAGGGGGCGCGGGGCGCCCGGCAGCGGGAGACGGAGGUGCCGGGGCGCGGAGGGCACACAAAAGAGCGGGCGCCGCCGUGGGCAGCGGAGAACGUUCCAGGAGAACGUGAAGCUCUGUGGCAUUUAACUCUGAAGCUGGAUAUGCAUUAAACUUUUUUCAUUGCUCUCUAAAAUUGGGGAUAUCUUCACUGAAUAACUUGCUGCUUAAAGAAAGUAACAGAAGUUGGGAAAUUCAGGUUCACGUAACGCUAGGGACCAAAGAAGCAUUCGUAAUAUUUCUCUGGUGCUGGGAUCAACCUUCUGGAAGAAGACUCUAAAAUAACUUUUUGCCUUCAAGUUCUUUGUCCUGGGACUGACUUGUCUUUGGAGAAGAGCUCAUCCGAAAAGAAAAUUUUCACAUUGGAGCCAUUAAAAAUAAACCUGUUCAAAGAACAGGCAGACUUACAAAGGUUGAGUCCUGCUUUUCAUCUGUGUUCCCACUUCAGACUGUAAACAAUGAGUGAGUUUUGGUUGUGUUUCAACUGCUGUAUUGCAGAACAGCCUCAGCCUAAAAGACGACGGCGGAUUGAUCGAAGCAUGAUUGGGGAGCCGACAAACUUUGUUCACACAGCUCAUGUAGGAUCUGGAGACCUGUUCAGUGGAAUGAAUUCAGUCAGCUCAAUUCAGAAUCAGAUGCAAUCCAAGGGAGGCUAUGGUGGUGGCAUAUCUGCAAAUGUUCAAAUGCAACUCGUAGAUACAAAGGCAGGAUAACCUUGGGGAUAACUUUCCUGUUUAUGUGAGUUCCUGUAUCUUCUUUCCUGUGUCCUCUCUUUUGCCUUGGUGACUGCUUUCUGUGCUCAUGACAAGAGAAGUGAUGGCUCAUUGUUCACCCUUCGUGAUUAGUCCAGUGAAAAGUUGCUGUUCUGCUCUGAUGAUGCCACUUAUGAGAUUGGUCCGACUGUGCCUUUCAGUGGCAUGCACGCAUUGGCCUCUAGCAGUAUCAUGGACGUAGAGCUGUGCAAGGGUUAGGAACUCAAGUUUUAAAAAGGAACUCACUUGCCGCGGAAGUUACGUCCAGAUAUGGACAACACUGGACAAACCAGACUAGCUCUAUUCAUGCUAACCUUCUAAAGAUAUACAUUAAAUAACUUUGUUGCCAUCCAAAAGCCAAUUCUACAGAGGCCUAUUGUUAUUUGUCACGUAUGCUCUACUGCUUGGGAAACUUUUCUGCUGUAUUUGCAAUGCUAACAAAACUUCAGUCUGAGGCCUAUACUUUUUUAACCAUUUCCUAAAAACCCUCUAACUUUAUGGAUGCCAACAGAGCUGUUUAGGAUUGGUUGUCGCUUUUUAGUUGUUCUAAGGCACAUUAAAGUACCAAUCUUAACUUUCCUCAUUCCAUUUCCAUUAGAAAUACU
This is a messenger RNA of Melozone crissalis (California towhee), 1599 nucleotides long. RefSeq names its product CDC42 small effector 2 (gene CDC42SE2). Gene Ontology annotation, molecular function: small GTPase binding. Gene Ontology annotation, biological process: regulation of Rho protein signal transduction. Gene Ontology annotation, cellular component: plasma membrane. The transcript is spliced from 7 exons. NCBI's taxonomy places the organism in Eukaryota, Metazoa, Chordata, Aves, Passeriformes, Passerellidae. The record is from RefSeq and is a predicted model, not a curated record. Bases 701 to 955 code for a protein of 84 amino acids.